This is a messenger RNA of Guyanagaster necrorhizus, 1023 nucleotides long. RefSeq lists its product as uncharacterized. NCBI's taxonomy places the organism in Eukaryota, Fungi, Basidiomycota, Agaricomycetes, Agaricales, Physalacriaceae. The coding region runs from base 1 to 1023 and encodes 340 amino acids. The transcript is spliced from 6 exons. The record is from RefSeq and is a predicted model, not a curated record.
AUGUUCUAUGGGAUGGAGCGCGUCCCCCCACAUCCGAACACACAUCAUCCAUGUCCCGUUACGAACUGCUCGGCAUUUAUGUUGGUGGAUGAAUUCCCCGCGCACUACGAAGCGUUCCAUUUCCUCAUGAAUUAUAUGGAAUAUACCGUCGUCAUUCACGAGGGAAAGAAGCCAUCGUCAGUGAUCGCCAUCGUAGUUCCGCUUAACGUCCAAAAGUCCCAAAAUGUAAAUGAACGCCUUCGCGAUCCUGUGGCCACGUUAUACUUUCUGUCACCGCCGUGGUACACUUCUGCUACAACACGUCCCGACGAUCCCGCUCUCGAACCGCCUUUUUCAAAUCUGAACAUUACGGACGCCAUCGUUCACCUCAUCUGCUAUACCACCGGACUACCGCAUAUCAGGAAAUUAUGUCUUUCCGAUUCCUCUGCCACGGCUGCGAAAAAAUGGACGCCGCCGGCGAACGCGUCGUUACUCGAUCGGGAAAUAGUAUCUCAGGGUCCAUGGUACGAAAGUAUUCGAGGUCUCAUAUUUCCCCAAGACGGCUCUGCUCCUAUUGAAGUUCCUCUCACGUUCGUAUUCCGACACGGCGAGAUACUGGACUGUAUACCGCAGCUGAACGACUUCUUUCCUCCAGACGAGCAUGCCUGUCGAAGGGUCGGUGGACAAAGGGGCGACCCGCCUUUUGAGAUUUGGUACUACAAGAAUCAAAUGCAGCUUUUCUUCGAAGAUCCCAAUUCUGUGAACGACACGAUUAUCAGCCUCACCGGUUCUCGUGAGGUACAGAAAAUAUGUUCAGAACGCGUGGUACUGCGAGAAAUCUUUACACGAGCGAGACUCGUUCAAUUUUGCUUUCCGCCAUGGAGGUCAGUUGCGAACUUCGACUAUUUGGCUAAUUCUAUACACAUUACAAGCUCGUCAUUGACGUUGCACCGGAAUGUACGCCCAGAAAAUACACUCGCCGCACCCAGCAUUGAAAGUCUGCAGCACAUUGUUUAUACCGACUGCGCUAAAUCUAACAUAUGA